Molecule: messenger RNA, 519 nt
Organism: Exserohilum turcica Et28A
Lineage: Eukaryota; Fungi; Ascomycota; Dothideomycetes; Pleosporales; Pleosporaceae
Exons: 3
Coding region: 1-519 (172 amino acids)
Molecular function (GO): monooxygenase activity; oxidoreductase activity, acting on paired donors, with incorporation or reduction of molecular oxygen; iron ion binding
Source: RefSeq, a predicted model, not a curated record
AUGCAGAGACUCCAGGCUGAGGUGCGGGGGUUGAAGAAAGAGGAGCUUAACCUUAUGCAACUAGCCCAGCUGCCGUUCCUGUCCGCAUGCUUCCAAGAAGGUCUGAGAUGCUACCUCCCUGUUCCGACUCCAUUUUUCCGCAUUACACCCAAGGGAGGCAACAUGAUCUGUGGAGAUUGGAUCCCAGGAUUCACCCGUGUUGCCGUCUCUCAUUACGCUGCCUACCAACACCCGAUGAAUUUCAAGGACGCCAGCUCCUUUAUUCCCGAUCGUUGGCUCCCUGGAUCUGGCUACGAAAGUGACCGCAAAGAUGUCUGUAACCCAUUUUCCGUCGGUCCACGCGAUUGUAUCGGUCAGAAUCUGGCACAUCACGAGAUGCGCGUUAUCCUUGCAAAUCUUGUAUGGCACUUUGAUUUCGAGUUGUGCCCAGAAAGUCAGGGUUGGCUCAAUCAGAAGGUUUACAUGCUGUGGGACAAGCCUCCGCUGAUGGUCAAGGCCAAGCUUAGAGCUGAUUUAUAG